Diospyros lotus (date-plum) is the source of this 858-nucleotide messenger RNA. RefSeq names its product dolichol-phosphate mannose synthase subunit 2. Gene Ontology annotation, cellular component: endoplasmic reticulum membrane; dolichol-phosphate-mannose synthase complex. Lineage: Eukaryota; Viridiplantae; Streptophyta; Magnoliopsida; Ericales; Ebenaceae. The record is from RefSeq and is a predicted model, not a curated record. The coding region runs from base 355 to 597 and encodes 80 amino acids. Gene Ontology annotation, biological process: GPI anchor biosynthetic process. Gene Ontology annotation, molecular function: enzyme regulator activity. The transcript has 4 exons.
ACUUUUUAGUUAUUUACAAGAUUACCAAGGCGUAGAAUUAUCUCGUUUCCUGUAAUUUGAAGUCCGGUUCCAAUAUUCUGUUCGGCUUCAGAUCUCCUCUCUCUCCGGCGGCCGCGCGAUCCUCCGUAACCAUCGCCGUCGUCAUCGCCAACGUCCUCGGCUCACUCUCCUGCAUUAGCGUUGGAGAAUCCAAGGGGAAUCAUCAAGCCGCAGGAGACUACCACUUAACGUGUCAAGCGAUUUGAAGAAGCACCACACGCGGUGACCCUGAACAAAAUUGCUUAUUGGACUCUGAAAACCUCAGAAUCCUCACUGAUCUAUUUUUUCAGGCAACAAAACCCUUAAAUUAUCAUAAUGGAAAUAGCAGACAGGGCUGUUGGGUUCUUGUUGUCCUUUAUCAGCCUAUCCAUAUUCACUUAUUACACCUUUUGGGUCGUCAUUCUGCCAUUUGUGGACAGCGAUCACUUUAUUCACAAAUACUUUCUUCCACAAGAAUAUGCCCUUCUCAUUCCUGCAUUUGCCGGCGUGGUGCUACUCUGCUUCUUGUCUGUCUUUAUCGGGCUCGUGAUGCUCAAGUCCAAGAAGAAGAAAGCAUGAUCCUGGUUCUGCUGCAGUUUUUGAAUUGAUUUUGAUGUAGUAUAGCCCUUUUCGACUGGACUUCUUAUAGUUUUUAGAUGAAAUAAGCUGUUUGGAUUUCACUGUGGUUGCAUAGGUUCAUUCUGAUUGCAGGUUUGACAUGUUAAAGCCAAACCCAAUCUUCUGUGUGUCAAAAACUGAGAAAUAUGCUUAGGCUUUGUUUGGGAUAGUAAUGGAAUGGAAUGAAAUGAAAUGAAAUGAAAUGUGAAAUAGUUUCUCUUU